AGCAUCAGAGCUGCUGAGAGGAGCUGUGAGCGCCACAGUCACCAGGAGCGCACGCUGUUUUAUUAUCAUGGCUCAGUUUAAAUACUGGAGACGCGUGUGUUGCCUCCUCUGAAACACAGCCAGUAGUUCCAGUCUGAUAUUUUUGGGGAACAAACUGAACCAGCUGCCACCAAACAGUUUGUCGACUGUCGGACAGUAAUUUGGGAUUAAAAUGGUCAUCAAGGUUUACAUCGCCUCCUCGAGCGGCUCCGUCGCGGUAAAAAAGCACCAGCAGGCAGUGGUGGGUUUCCUGGAGGCCAACCGAAUCAGCUUCCAGGAAGUAGACAUCACCAUGCUGGAGGAGCAGAGGCUCUGGAUGUACCGCAACAUCCCCAGAGACAAGCAGCCGGAGAAAGGCAACCCACUGCCUCCGCAGAUCUUCAACGAGGAUCGCUACUGUGGGGACUAUGAAGACUUCUUCCAGUCAAAGGAGGACAACACUGUGUUUGCAUUCCUUGGGCUCAGCUCCCAACCCUCAGUGAAAGAUUCUGAGUCAUAGCCUGGAUCAAACUGCUGGUAUGUAACGUCCAGGGAACCUCAAGAUACGAGGACAAAAACUGCAUUAUUUCCCAUGUUCUUCCUCCUACGACGACGACAGCACGUUGCCAAACAUCAGACCCUACGGAUUUCACCCAGUAUGACCUCUCCUGACUCUUUAAACAACAUUCCACCAUCACUUAAAGAAGUGUCUGAUUCUCAAAAGAGACUUGAUCUCAGAAGGAGGGGACUGACUUUAUGAUGGAUACAAUUGUGUUUCCUUUUCUUGUUUAGCACACACUGUGGUCGGCGGCAAACACUGUCAGUAGCAUAGAUUCUGUGCACACUAGAUGUAGCAGCUUAAGCAUCAGUAGACGAGUAAGUUUAGGUCAAUCUGAAAUGCAGUGGAUGGGGAAAGAACUGGUUGGGUGCAGCAGUGCAGCACAAGUCACCUGAAUACACACCCGCGUUGCGUGUGUAUGCCUUAGUGUGUGUGCAUGUGUGUGUCUCAGUCAGCAGCUGUUAAUGAAGGCUGCGUUAAGUGAUGGGACCUGAGAGGCGGCACUUAAUGCAACCUGAAACAACCCGAGGUCUAGCCAUUAUGUCUGGCUGUGUGUGUGUGUGUGUGUGUGUGUGUGUGUGUGUGUGUGUGUGUGUGUGUGUGUGUGUGUGUGUGCGCGCUUCA
Molecule: messenger RNA, 1201 nt
Organism: Epinephelus fuscoguttatus (brown-marbled grouper)
Lineage: Eukaryota; Metazoa; Chordata; Actinopteri; Perciformes; Serranidae
Gene: sh3bgrl2
Product: SH3 domain binding glutamate-rich protein like 2
Exons: 4
Coding region: 212-538 (108 amino acids)
Cellular component (GO): cytoplasm
Source: RefSeq, a predicted model, not a curated record